Closterium sp. Naga37s-1 is the source of this 1812-nucleotide messenger RNA. Lineage: Eukaryota; Viridiplantae; Streptophyta; Zygnematophyceae; Desmidiales; Closteriaceae. The record is from the annotation of a GenBank genome assembly.
AUGGCUCUGCCCGACAAUCCCGCUACCUGCGAUGACGACAACCCCGAUUCACAGCCUGCCCUAACAGGCUUAGAUUUUUUGCUCAGUCAUCUUGCACUCGAGAAGGCAGCACGCGCCGAGCCCGAUUCUAUCAUCUCCCAUAAGGAACCUUCAGCACCCGCGAUCUCUAAUCCCGACCCUGUGGCAGAGACAUCUGCGGAACCAAACGUCGGUUCGGCAUCGCACCAUCCCUCUGAGACCACGUCCCGAACCAUCCGGCUCAAGCAGGCGACCUUGAGCUUCGCCAAGCCUUCAUCCUCGUCUGCCGACGUCAAAAACUCGCACGGGUCGUCUGAGCGUCCGCGUCCUCGCCUCACCAUAAACAUGGCCGAGCUCAUUGAAGGACUCUACGACGAUGCAAUUGACAAGUUCAAGAAUCACUGGCAAGCACGCUUCCCCUGGCUUCAAAUCACUAAAACCACCUCGGGGUUGCCUGCCUUCAAGUGUACUGUUUGUGCAGCUCAUGCUGGCGACGGAGGCAAGUGCAGGAGACGCGGGAAAGGCGCCAUUGACUUGCAGACCCAGACUUUUUGUAAGCACGUGGGCACGUCGAAGCACAAGCUGGCGAUGGCGAGACAAACUGCUGUGCAAGAGUGCGGUGCGAGGCAGCCGCAGAUUGACCAGCAUCGCGCUGCAGUGGACGGAGAGCAGUCCCGGGUCGUCGCCCUUCUCGACUCAUUGCUGUUCAUCAGCAGAUCCGACGUGCCCAUGGGGAUGUGGGUGAAGCUGGUGCGUUACCUGGCGGAGAAGGGCGUUCCCGACUUUCCGAAGAAGGGGUACCGCACCUACUUCACCAUGGAGGCACUGGCGGCUAAAACAGCCGCCGAGAAGAUUCCUGCGUUCAAUGUCAUUAACAUGGUGAUUCGCCGGGUGGCAGAGCAUCUCGGCCGUUCAGGGCCAUGGCACCAAUGGUUCAUGGGGCUCCAGGAGGUUUUCACGUCCACUUCUCUGGAGCUCCAAGGCAUUCAUUCCGUCCGCUGGCUUUCACGGGGCGACGCAGUGCUCAGGCUUGUCGCUGUGCUUCCGGCUCUCAUCGUGAUGCUGAAGGAGUGGGACGCCAGGCUGUAUGCUCUUGUGACAAGUUAUAAGUUUAAGUUCCUUCUUUUCUUUAUUGCGGAUGUGCUUGAGCAGCUCAACAUCCUGAACAGGGCGUUCCACCACAAGAAACUUGACUAUGCCAGCGUGCAUGUGCAGAUUAAGCGCACAACGUCGCACAUCGAGAGCCGUUACGUUGAUUGCGGCGACAACUUCGGUGGCGGUGUGAGCGAGCUGCUGUCCCCCUUCAUCGCGCGCCAUGGGCCAGGAGGAAACCGGGAGGUGAAGAUUGAAGGGGUUGACUCGGACGGCCGUCCUGCACGCUUCACCUUCAGGCCGCAUGAGGAUGAGCUAGAGGAGUUCGAAGGGCCCGGGACCUACGAUGGCUGCGUGGAGGUCUGCACGGAGUUCGCAGAGGUGAUCGUUCACCAACUCGAGCAUCGGCUUGGCGACCUUGAUGGGAUGUCUGGGGUAAAGCUGUUCAUCCCAGACAAGUACUCGCUGAACGAGGUGCCUUCAGUGGCUACAGUCGCUGGUGACUUUGUUCAAGGCAACCGAGACAGAGGAGAUACUGCCAGGGCCUACAAGAAGCGCAAGCCCCACAGCAACGCUCCACUCCCGCCUGCAGGAAAGCAGCAGAACAAGGCCAAGCUGGCAGACGAGGUGAUGGAAGUAGAAGACAUAGAAGAGGAUAAUGAUUCGCCUGACAGUGAUGACGAUGAUGGAUUUGAUGGGUAG